UUUACUUUUUGCAAACCCUGCACAUUUGGUAAUAAAAACGCAGACAGCUGUGAAAAAAUUCGUUACUCGUUUGAAAUACGUGCGCGACAAUGGUCGAUAAAUUUAUAUUAUUUCUAAUUCUCUUACAAGUCCUACGUGUUCAGUGUUCGUCCUUUGAGGAUGUCGACGAUGAGGAUUCCGGUUCAAUAGAGAUCCCGGCCAGGUUUCUUCAGUCCAAGUCCAAUAAAGGCAGCCACAAUGAGAUAAUAAAGCAGGUAGAGAAACAGGAUAAUCUGUCCCUUUUGGAAUUUAUUGGAAGGGUUUUGAACACGGCUCAACACAGGUGCAAGAUGGCCGUGGAGAGGGCAAAGAAACGAGCUUCUCUCUCUAAAACUAUCACCGAGGAUGCAGAGAAACUGCUGCAGGCUGCAGCUCACAUUAAACUCUGAUCUUGACAAGAUUUCUAUUUAAUCUAUUUAUUGUUA
This is a messenger RNA of Nicrophorus vespilloides, 464 nucleotides long. RefSeq lists its product as uncharacterized. NCBI's taxonomy places the organism in Eukaryota, Metazoa, Arthropoda, Insecta, Coleoptera, Silphidae. The coding region runs from base 90 to 428 and encodes 112 amino acids. The transcript is spliced from 2 exons. The record is from RefSeq and is a predicted model, not a curated record.